Camelina sativa (false flax) is the source of this 1645-nucleotide messenger RNA. NCBI's taxonomy places the organism in Eukaryota, Viridiplantae, Streptophyta, Magnoliopsida, Brassicales, Brassicaceae. The record is from RefSeq and is a predicted model, not a curated record.
CGAACCGGGAAUAACCGGUUGGUUAAACUAAACCGGAGCUCUUCAACUAACUCCAUUCUCUCACAGUCCACAAGCGAACAUCAUCACACAACAACAAUGAACAUGACUUCGUGUUCUUCUUCUUCUUCUUCUGCUUCUUCUCUCCCACGACUCUGCGCCACCAAAUCCCAAACCUACAAGUCUCCUCUUUUAUCAUUCUCCACUCCGAAACGCCGUCGUUCUCGUCCUCGCCGGAACCGUAAAUUCAAUGGCUCAUCUUACGACAACAGCGACGGCAAUCUUCUCACACUCACCACCUCGUCUCCCGCCGGAAACGAAGACCAAAGCCUCAGCUUAACCCUAGACGUUAACCGGAUUUCAAAACUAGCUAAUUCCCGAUUCCAAUUGUUUCUCGAUUCAAGCAAAGACGCGUUCUCCGACUUGCAAACACUAAUCGCGCUCGACGAUAACCGGAGAGUCGUCGUUUCCUGCAAGAAAUCAACUAUGCAGUUCGUCGGCGGUGUGGUUGUGCUUGGACUCGUGUUCGGUUUUGCAAUUAGGGUUCUUGUGAAAUUAGGAUCAGUCUUAAAGGGUAAUUUCCAAAGUAACCCCAAAUUAGUUGUUAGGAGAGAUAGGAGUCUGGGUGGGAAAGAAGUGGUUGUCUCUGUUGAUAGCAUUCGUUCAUCUUCAAGACCUUCGAAUAGCUCAAUAGCAUCUGAUCAAGUUUCUCCAAGUAACUCUAUGCCUAGAAGAAAUCAUCAGCUUAAAUCUCAGAAUAAUUUGCCGAAAUGGUGGCCUGCUUCAUUGCCUAGUAGCCAUAACUUGGAUUUGGUGGACAAAGAAGAGUAUCAAAGAGAAGCCAACAGAAUCGUUCGAGGAAUCGAGGAUAACAGAACCAGCGGAAGGGACAUCACAGAUAAUGAUAUUAUUCAACUGCGUAGAGUAUGUAGAAUUUCUGGAGUACAAAUCUCUUUUGAGCCAACAAAUACGCGAGAUUCCUUUUACCGAACAUCUAUUGAUUUUGUCCUGAAUGCUUGCAGCAGAGCUCCUUGGGAGUCUUCUUCUGUUGAGAUUUGUAGUGAAGAUGCUCGAGAGUUCAUUGCUGGGCUCGCUGAAAACAUCGGACUUGCAAAGAUAGAUGCUGCUAGAAUGGUUUCUGCAGCGGUUGCUGCCCGCACACGUUCGUGGUUUCUACAAGCUUGGGUCACUUUCUACCCUUUUUCUAGUGCUUUGGAGAUACAAGGUAAACAUUCUGAAUCGGCGGCUGAACUAUCAAAAAUAUGCCUCAUUCAUCGCAUAUUUCCACCCAACGAGUACUCUGCUGAAAUGGAAAUGGUUGCAAGAGGCUUAGAGAAACUCAUGAAGCUUGAAGAGCGACAGUCUCUACUGAAAACGUUUGUUGGAAUGUGUUGCAGUGAAGACAGUCAAAGAAGUGCAGCUGAGGCUCUGGGUUUGGUGCACUGGUAAUAGACAAGCAUUGAUUUGACGCCAUUUUUUCAACUUCUAGUGACAGACAAGAAUUUCAAACUCUCUGUCAUACUAAACUUAACAGAAAUAUUUUUUAAGUAAUUGAAUAGUUCACAAAAUAUUCUUAGUCUAGUGUCUGAGUGACUCCUUUAUACUAUAAAAUCAUAAAUGAAAAUAUAGUUUGUUAUAAAUUGAUGUA